Molecule: messenger RNA, 3162 nt
Organism: Scomber japonicus (chub mackerel)
Lineage: Eukaryota; Metazoa; Chordata; Actinopteri; Scombriformes; Scombridae
Product: integrin-linked protein kinase
Exons: 13
Coding region: 296-1654 (452 amino acids)
Biological process (GO): protein phosphorylation; cell-matrix adhesion; integrin-mediated signaling pathway
Cellular component (GO): focal adhesion; stress fiber
Molecular function (GO): protein kinase activity; ATP binding; protein binding
Source: RefSeq, a predicted model, not a curated record
UGUGGACGUCCCACACAGAGCACAGCAAUCCUGUAGAGAUAACAUAACUUCUUCUCUGUCCUAAACUGCACAACACGACACCAGGCUGAUAUAUCUGGGUUGUGUCAGUGCCAUUGAGGUUUUCUUCAUUGUGUCCGUCACUGCUCCAGAUGAGGGACUGAUGCUGGCCGGGACCCUGCUGAACCCCUCGGGCCGCCUUUCAUCUUAUCUGUCUCAUUUCAGUUCUGCAUCGACUCCCACAGGUGCACCAUAAAGAGAAGAACAAUAAUAAUAAUAAUAAUACACCAGCUAUAAAAUGGAUGACAUCUUUACUCAGUGCCGGGAAGGCAAUGCGGUGGCAGUUCGCUUAUGGUUGGACAACACAGAGAAUGACCUCAACCAAGGAGAUGACCACGGCUUCAGUCCUCUCCACUGGGCAUGCAGGGAAGGCCGCUCCAGUGUGGUGGACAUGCUCAUCAUGAGAGGUGCUCGCAUCAAUGUCAUGAACCGUGGAGACGACACACCUCUGCACCUGGCCGCCAGCCACGGGCAUCGCGACAUCGUGGGAAAGCUGAUCCAGUGCAAAGCAGACACUAAUGCAGCCAAUGAACACGGGAACACACCACUGCAUUACGCCUGCUUCUGGGGCCAAGAUGAAGUGGCUGAGGACCUUGUGACUAGUGGGGCGCAGGUGAGCAUCUCUAACAAAUAUGGGGAAACUCCCCUGGACAAAGGCAAACCUCACCUGCGGGAACUGCUCAGAGAAAAAGCAGAGAAAUUGGGACAGAACUUGACUAAAAUUCCCUUCAAGGACACAUUUUGGAAAGGCACCACUAGGACUCGACCCCGUAAUGGCACUUUGAACAAACACGCAGGCAUUGACUUCAAACAGCUCUCUCUCCUGGCUAAAAUAAAUGAGAACCAAUCUGGAGAGUUGUGGCAAGGACGCUGGCAGGGAAAUGAAAUUGUUGUUAAGGUGCUAAAAAUUCGUGACUGGACCACCAGGAAAAGCAGAGACUUCAAUGAGGAGUAUCCCAAACUCAGGAUAUUUUCCCACCCGAAUGUCCUACCCAUGUUGGGAGGAUGUCAGUCUCCUCCUGCCCCUCACCCCAUCAUCAUCACACACUGGAUGCCUUAUGGCUCUCUCUACAACGUGCUGCAUGAAGGCACCAACUUUGUGGUGGACCAGACACAGGCAGUGAAGUUUGCUCUGGACAUCGCCUGUGGAAUGGGCUUUUUACAUACACUUGAACCUAUGAUCCCCCGCCACUAUCUCAACAGCAAGAGCGUUAUGAUAGAUGAAGACAUGACAGCAAGGAUCAGCAUGGCAGACGUCAAGUUCUCCUUCCAGUGUCCUGGCAGGAUGUACUCGCCUGCAUGGGUAGCCCCCGAGGCCUUGCAGAAGAAGCCUGAAGAGAUCAACCGUCGCUCAUCAGACAUGUGGAGCUUCGCUGUCCUGCUAUGGGAGCUGGUGACCAGAGAGGUGCCAUUUGCUGACUUGUCCAACAUGGAGAUCGGCAUGAAGGUCGCCUUGGAGGGUCUGAGGCCCACUAUCCCGCCCGGCAUCUCGCCCCACAUUUGCAAGCUCAUGAAGAUAUGCAUGAACGAAGAUCCAGCGAAGAGGCCCAAAUUUGACAUGAUUGUGCCAAUUCUGGAAAAAAUGCAGGACAAGUGAAAAAAAAACUCUUCUGCCCUCCUAUACUGAACCGUCAAAUUACUGGAUAUCUUACUCCAGAUAUCACUCUGAUAUGGUGGUGUGGUGCUUACCAGUAUUGCCUUAAACUCUUACUCUACCGCCGCAUUCAACGCCACUGUAGCUUCUGAGAUGAAUUCAGCAGCAGUCUUUUUAUAUUGUUUUUUGUUUUUUUUUCAAUGUGAUAUCACGUUUUUAUUUGUGUCCUCAUUUUUGUCACUGAUACACCCUUCACAGGAGGUAAGCAUUGACUGUUCAUCUUCGUAACUGUAAUGAUGUGGACUGCAGUAAGUACAGUCUUCAAGUGACUGAAUAACCUGUGGAGGUCGUCAUGACUGUCUGCUGCAUUGCUUCACUGGAUUUACAGCUGUAUUUGUAUCUGGAGUGGGCUAGUGGAGGCUCCUAUUAAAAGAAAUCAAAUUAACCCAUAGCUUGUCUCGUGGGGAAAAGGGUUGUUGUGUUGUGCAACAUAUUGAAUGCAAAAUGGCAAGCAUGACAAAUCGAAACAAAGCAUUUAAACAUAGAAGAUUAUUAAGAAACUUUGUAUGAAAAAGUGGUUUCUGUGAGAGAAUUUUACAGUGUUUUACUAUUCAGCUUGGCUGUGUAGUGAUGUGUAAAGCUUGGCUUGUUUUGAGCUUACGUCCUUAACUAUCCUGUACAACCUGCUGACAACAAUGCAAGACUGGUCAAAUAAAUGUUUUUUUUGGGGGGGGGGGCGGGGGGGUUUGUGCCGCAUAAAAUGUUGGUGUUGAUUAUUAUUGCUGUUUUGGGCAGAUUACUUUAAAAAUGCAUUGCAGAUUGCUGAUUCUUGCCUGUUAAUUGUAAUAAUGCAAUUGCCUAGAUUAUGCAAAAUGUUUUAUUGUGAUCUAGUUCAUUUCCAUUGUUGUCCCUUCAAAAUGUAAACUAAUCUGAUUGGUUUGAAUUCUGUUAGCUGUACUACUCAGCAAAGAUUAAAGUCUGCCUCUGUUUCUAGAUAUCUAAAAUUAAUUUCACGUUGAAUACUGGCAGUCUAUAUUAAUACAACAUGUAAUACCAUUUUGUAGUGUCAGGAGUGAAUACUGCGUUAAUAUGUCAUUGGUACAGUUUUAAUUUGUGGUUUUCGAGCAUGGGGACUGUCUUGCCUUACCAUUUUUAUAUCUACAUACAGACGCUGCUGCCAACAGAAGGUGACUGGGACAUUAAUGGGAUGGUAUUAACAUCCAGCCUUUCAUAUUGUUUCCUGACUUAUUUUUUUAUUGUUUCUGUCCUCUAUAUUACUUUAAUUGUCCUUAAUGAGCAAUCUCAUGUGUUGUUGUUGUUGUUGUUGUUUUUUUUCCUACCUGUAUCGUUUCCGUGCCUCCACCAGCUUGUGCUUAUUUGUGCUGAAUCACAGGCUGAAGCCAAAAUCAAGAAUGACUUAUCAAAUGUAUGUAUUUAUAUAUAUAUAUAUAUUAUAUUAAAAAGGAAAAGUAUGGGCAUCCUGACUGUGUGAAUUUGUAAAAAAAAACAAA